AAUGCCGCCCUCCCACUCAACGUACAAAAUCUAUCUCCAUCUCCAUUGCCAUCCCUCUCCUCUCCUCCCAUCAUCUCACCCACCAGAUACCUCCCUUUACCCCGCUGUGACCGCUUGAGGCGGCACAUUAUACCGCACAUAUGACCCGCUCUUUAUCCACGCGCGCUUUCCGUGCAUCAAAGCGCAAGAGUAGACCACGGACUUCAGUGACGGAAAGCUCUGGAGGCAGCUCGGGUGCCGUUCUUCCGUUAGAGCUGCUGCAGGAUUCUUAUUACCAGGGAGUAUACACCAUACCCGUGCUUGUCGGCAGCAAACAGCAGAAUCUCUCUCUCCAGGUCGACACCGGCUCUUCUGACCUCUGGAUAGCGUCAAGCUCGUGUUCGACGUCAUCAUGCCAUGAUGCAGACGGCCACGUUUACGACCCUUCUUCUUCCAUUCCGUCAAACGAGACAUUUUCCAUUACCUAUGCUUCCGGGGAGGUUAGCGGACCCAUCGUCUGGGACAGCAUACAACUCGGCGGUUAUAACAUCACAAACCAGGCAUUGGCUGCUGCAUCAACAGUCAACAGCGAACCGCUAGAGGAUGACUUUGAUGGCAUACUCGGCCUCGCACUACCGCAAGACUCCAUCAUUUCCGACACGAUCCCCAUCGACCCAGUAAACGGCCUCACCGGAGCCGCCCUAACCUACAACCUAUUCUCUUCCGACGACGGACCCUCCGCCCCGUUCUACUCAUUAGCGCUCGAGCGGCCGGGCUCAGACGCCGUCCCCUCCGUCCUUGGCAUUGGACGACAUCCAGACGGCCUCGUGUCGGACCCCAGCAAGAUCCAAUAUGCGGGCACCGUCACAAGCCGCGUCGGCGUGCAGUUCUGGGAGGCCAGCAUCAGGGCGAUCACCGUAUACGUCGACGGCGAGGCGCGGCCCGUCAGUCUGUCGUCGUACGCGUACCCAACGGCGGUGCUUGACUCGGGGACGGCCGUCAUCCUCGCAUCGCCCAACAUCGCGAAUGGUAUAUACGGCGCGAUCGGUGUGUCCCCCUCCGAGGACGGCUCAUAUUAUGUUCCAUGUACAACGCCUCUUAACAUGACCAUCACGCUUGACGACCGGUCAGAGCUACCCUUGCAUCCGCUAGACCUGACCUAUGCCACCGAGAGCGAUACCUCAACGUGUCUCGGGCUUAUUCAAAACAUCGCCGAGCUGGACUCGCCACUGAACCUUCCCGACAUGAUCCUCGGCGUCCCCUUCCUGCGUAACACAUACACCGUAAUGGCAUACGAGGCACCAAACAACAACGGUAAGUUUGCUAGCGGCGCCUGGGGCGCCGAGGGCCACCAGGUGAACCCAUACCUCGGGCUCCUGGGCCUGACGAACAUCACGCUCGCCCUGGAGGAGUUCAACGCCGUGCGCGUGCUGCACGAGCCGCUGAGCUCCGUCGGGGAUAACAGCACCACGAAGAACUCCACAAGCAAGGCGACGAUGGGGUCGAAGCACCUGUCCGUCGGCGUGGACGUGCUCCUCGGAAUCAUGGGCUUCAUCGUGUUUUGCGUCGUGCUCUUCGGCGCGCGUUGGGCGUACUACCGCCGAAAGUGGCGGGGCCGUCCGCCGAUGCUGGACGAUGGAGUGCUCCCGGACAAGGACGAGUCAUUCGACCCGGACGAGCUGUCCUCCGAGGAAAUCGCAUGCGCGCUCGCGCCGUACGCGUCGCCUACACAGCCGAAUCGCGACCGGUACAGCGGAUCGGAGCAGACGCUGCGAAACUCGUACUACGCGUACGCCCACUUCUCGGACACUCCCCCGCGGAAGGAGAUUCACUCGCAUUAUACGGACGACACGGCCGUCAUGCGCGCGGAGCACGAGGCGGCAUAUGCGCCGGUGAAGACGAAGGAGGAGACGCACGACGUGUCGUCCGAGACGGAGGCAGAGCUGGCGCCCGUGGCGGACAGCAGCGCGGGGUCCUCAUGGGACUCAUUCUUCAAAGGCUCGCCAAAGUACACGAAAGCGCUCCCUCGGACACCACCACCUGACUCACCCGAACCCAGACCACCGCGCUCGCCUGCGCUGAUAGCAGCGCCAGCACCGACGCAUUCGCGCAUGUCGAGCGGCGACGCGGGGGUCGCCGCGCCGCUGCUCGCGCGCACACAUACCGGGCGGGUGUCGCAGCGAUCGCGCCACUCCGAGUCGCCGUCGAGGCAUGAUCGUCCCCAUCAUGUGCGCACGCUCUCAAGCUCAAGCUCGGGGUCAUCGUCCGGGUCGGUGCAUAGCGGGGAGUUCGGGACGCAUGCGCACGGCGGGACGGGUGCGACGGCGGGGAUGCGGACAGCUGCGGGGGCAGAGGCUCCGCAGAUGCCAUGGGGAGACAUAAGGCUGGUGUCGCCGCCCCGAUCGACGAGCGUGCGGCAUUCGCAUUCCUAUGGCCUGCCGUUAUCUCCCUCCCACCAGCACACGCAGACGCCGCACCGACACUCGCAUCAUGGGUACACGUCGCCUGACGCGCGCACGUUCGAGCUGGCGCUCGGCUCGAUGGCGCGCUCGGCGUCGACUCGGAGUGCGGCGCAUGAGCGCGAGCGCGGACGGCUGUCAUAGCGUUGUGCGCACGAGAGGAUAGGACUUGGAUUCGGAUCUGAUCAAUGGCCUCGUUCAUAUCGUAUUGCCUGCAUCUACUCGGGACUGGUGAUCUGAGCAGAAAUAGGUAGUGUAGUAGUCUGAUGUAUUGUACUUGCUUCAUACCAUGCACAUGGCUGUCGUAGACCGUGAACCUGUAGUAGUCAUUUACUCACCUGCUGACCAUCGCACGCCCCAUGCUAGUAACUAUUCAUUGAUAUCAGUCAGCCAUCCGCUGCUGUAGCGC
Laetiporus sulphureus 93-53 is the source of this 2847-nucleotide messenger RNA. Its product is annotated as acid protease. The record is from RefSeq and is a predicted model, not a curated record. The transcript has 5 exons. Gene Ontology annotation, molecular function: aspartic-type endopeptidase activity. Gene Ontology annotation, biological process: proteolysis. NCBI's taxonomy places the organism in Eukaryota, Fungi, Basidiomycota, Agaricomycetes, Polyporales, Laetiporaceae. The coding region runs from base 141 to 2582 and encodes 813 amino acids.